GCGUUCGAUUACGAAUCGAUUAACUUUGCGGUGGUUCUGUGGGAUUUUUUUAGACGAGUUUUGUGGGAUUUUAGUGCGCAUCCAUCCUGUUCCUCAGGUGUGCGUGUAGGUUGGAUCGGGCGGCCAUGAUCAGGUCUAAGUGCCACUGCUAGGUGGCCAUGGGCUCGAAGACGUGGAUGAGCGGCGGCGGCGGGAGGCGCGGCUCCCCCGGCGGCGCGCCCGCCAUCGCUGCCGUCGUCGGACGGGAGAGCGGCGCGUGAUGAAAGUCAGUGGGAGGAUGCUGAAGCCCAUACUUGUUAGUGGGCCUUGGCCUAACAGCGCUAUGGCCUAUGAGUGAUCACCGGCCCAUACAGAUACAGCCCAGCACUAUACAACCCGCCGCCGCCGAAUCUUCUUCCUUCCAGCGUAAGCCUGAUGAUUUGGCUCAAUAAUUAGCGGCAACCAGCUCCAUUUUUUUUUUCUCACUCGGCUCCAGUUUCCCUCGCACAACCCCCCCAAAGCAAACCCCCCCCAAUUCCAAUUCUCCCCAUCUCUCCCCCUCCCCCGAUCGCAGGCGAUCGGCGGCGGCGGCGGCCUGCCGAUGGCGCUUUACCGCUCCCGGCUCGAGAUCGACUGGGAUGAGGUGUUCAGCCCCUACUGCCCUGACCGCGACGGGAACAACGUCGACUGCGAGUCACCUUCCGACGUCCGCUUCGAGUACCCUUCGUCGGCGCCGCACGCCGGGGCGGCGGCGGAGCGGCCGCGGGCGGGGCCCACCGCGAGGGCGUCGUCGGACGACGACAAGCGGCGUGGGACCCCCAGCUCCAACCAGAGGUUCCCGGGGAUGCGCAGCGACCCCGGCCGGCGCGUGGGUGGGCGCAGCCGCAGCGCGCUGGUGGAUGUCGGGGCGCGCCGCCCACUGACACGCGCGGCCGCGAAGAUAAGGUGGAUGAGGAUGGGGAAGAUGUGGGUCGCAAGUACUGUUUGAAGUCAUCUCCCGAUUUAGAUAGAAAGAAUAAAUAUGGCCAGCUACCUAUGAUUAAACGCCAAAGCCAAAGGACUAUAUCUGUGGAUAAGAUGUACAAACGCCAACCAUGUUCAACACCUGUUUCUGGGAACCUACAGAGGGUUCAUGCCAUUGAUCCAGAUGAGUCUGAUAAUGGAAAAUGUCAGCAGAGUGAAAAUUCCAGUUUCAGUAGAUUUACUAAGAGGAGGAAGGAACAGCUUCAGGCUUCAUCUUCUGUUUAUUCUCGAAAGGUUCAAGAUGUGGUUCUAUUGGACGAUGAAGAUAUGCAAACUGAGGGAGAAGUAAACUGUGAGAUGUCUGGCAGGCGGAAUGAACCAAAGAUCUACUACCCAUCAAGAGAUGAUCCAGAAGCUGUGGAGCUCACGGGCUCUGAUAUUAACUGUCUUGACCCUGGAGCAUUUUUGUCGUCACCGGUGAUAAACUACUACAUCCAGAACAUAAAAAGGAACAUAUUGUGCAGUGAUGAUUGCAGAGACAAAUUCUACAUAUUUAACACGUAUUUUUAUGGAAAGCUUGAAGAAGCAUUGUAUCGGCGGGGUGACUUCUCAAAGUUGAGAAGAUGGUGGAAAGGUGUUAAUAUAUUCCAUAGAGCAUAUAUCAUCUUGCCGAUCCAUGGGAUGGCUCACUGGAGCUUGGUAAUCAUUUGCAUGCCAGCAAAAGAGAGUAUUUCAGGUCCAAUCAUACUUCAUCUGGACUCCCUAGGGAUGCAUCACAGUACCAAGAUCUUGGACACAGUUGGGAGAUACCUUGAAGAAGAAUGGCGGUACUUAAAGAAGAAUCCUUCUCCUGACACAUCAGUUUUGGAUGCAACAUGGGAGGAUCUUCCAAGUAAUAUACACAAGGCAAAAGUCCAGGUUCCGCAACAGAAUAAUGCGUACGACUGUGGCAUCUUCAUGCUUUAUUAUAUUGAAAGGUUUAUAAGAGAGGCACCAGAAAGGUUCACGAUAGAUAAACUUGGCAUGUUUAGCUGCAGUUGGUUCAACCCUGAAGAUGCUUCUGAUUUAAGGAAGAGAAUAAGAGCGCUACUGCUGGAAGAGUUUGAAAGUGCCAGGCUGGAUAAUGUUAUGUCAGACGGAGCUGCAUCCGAUGGCUCUUCUAUUGAAGAUAGCAUAAAGGGUGGAGAAUCGGAAGGAGAUGCACCUUCUGACAGUUCAGAAAUGGCCGUAGAUUUUGGAAACACCGGCAAGAGCAGUGAAGGCAUCAAGGUUGCAGCCUCAGAGGAGGAAUGUGGAGUGUCAGCAGAUGCUGGUAAGAGUAACGAAGGCAUCAAGUUUGCAGAAUCAGAAGAAGCAAGUGGAGAGUCUGGAGAUGCUGGUAUGAGUAUUGAAGGCAUCAAGUUUGCAAAUUCGGAAGAAGCAACUGGGGAGUCUGGAGACGCUGGUAAGAGUAUUGAAGGAUAUGUUGCAGAAUCAGAAGAAGAAAGUGGGGACUCGGGAGACGCUUGGAAGAGUAUUGAAGGCAUUAAUGCUUCAGAACCAGUAGAAGCAAGUGUAGAGUUUGGAGAUGCUGGUAAGGGUAUUGAAGUUAUCAAUGUUGCAGAAUCAGAUGAAGCAAGCGUGGAGCUUGGACAUGCUGGUAAGACUAAGAAAGGCAUCAAGGUUGCGGCAUCAGAAGAAGCAUGCGUGGAGUGUGUACUAUCCACUGAUAAGAGUAUGGAGUCUGUAUCAGACGAGGAACAUACUAGCAGCAGCAGACGUGGUGAAAGGACUGCAGGAUGUGCUCUGUCAGAGUCUGAUAGCGCAAAAGAUGAAGAAGGUACCAUGAAAGCAGAUUUUGACAGCUCAAAAACUGAGAAAGAAGGAUUGAUUGCAAUUGUAUCACCGGAAAGACCGAGGUUCAACGAGGGGGCCACUCGUAGUCGUAGGGCACCAAUUCCAGAUAUAGUUCCUGACAGCGACAGUGACAACGAGACCAAGAUGGAGGUCUUAAGAGUUUACAGAAGAAAAAGUGAACUCAUUAACUUGGAAUAGCUGACAUGAGGGGCCAAGCGCGGCACUUCCGUUGCGUUCCCAGGAAGGUGGGAAACAACGCCAGGUGCCCGCACUCUAUUUUGCGGUAAACCAAAAACCUAGCAUGCAGUCCGGGUCAUCCUCCUUUGCUCUCGGGCCCUUUGCUGGGCAUGGGUGUGGGCGUGGGAGACAUGUAAAGUGUACAGGUUAACCAUAUAGGUAGUAUCCAGGAUGGAAAUUGUGGGUGUUACACAUUCGAGGUUGGACACCCGCAAGUGGUUCAUCCAUUCCGUUCUGAGAUGAGCUAUUGAAAUACUAGCAAGGUUGAGGUUGUUCUCUUGAGCAAACCAGCAUGUGUAUUCUCCUCUAGCUUCGAUAACAUUUCUCUGGAUUUUUGGUUGUAGCUCUCUUGCUGUUGCAGUGCGAUGGCAUUGGUAGGUGCCGAGACUAGUAGAUGCUGAUUGGAAGGCUCAUGAAAGUGGUAUGGUUGGCAGAUGAGCAUCGUUGCUUGCCACCCCAACAACACCAUCGUGGCCUCGAUGGAUUGAUGUUGGCUCUCUUCAACUCGAGCCUUGUCUGAUGUACAUAUAUGUAAAGUCGGAAAAAUCCUGCAAUUAACUUGCGAUGACCUAGUCAGUAACAUGCAUUCAUGGCUGCCUUGGCUGGGUUGGGCUACA
Messenger RNA from Setaria italica (foxtail millet), 3632 nucleotides. Its product is annotated as probable ubiquitin-like-specific protease 2B. NCBI's taxonomy places the organism in Eukaryota, Viridiplantae, Streptophyta, Magnoliopsida, Poales, Poaceae. The record is from RefSeq and is a predicted model, not a curated record. Gene Ontology annotation, biological process: proteolysis. Gene Ontology annotation, molecular function: cysteine-type peptidase activity.